Molecule: messenger RNA, 795 nt
Organism: Aspergillus clavatus NRRL 1
Lineage: Eukaryota; Fungi; Ascomycota; Eurotiomycetes; Eurotiales; Aspergillaceae
Exons: 1
Coding region: 1-795 (264 amino acids)
Source: RefSeq, a predicted model, not a curated record
AUGGGCAGUAAACCGAAGGUGGAAGUCCUCCAGGCGGAGGUCGAUGAAAAUGACCAGAGCUUCUUCCGCCUUCGGGUCGAUGGUCGAUCCAUCAAAUACCUCACCGUCCAACCCGGUCUGUACAGCGCGGAGGAUAUGUGUUUCGGCCCGUCUCUGCUUUCCAUUCUUCCGGAGAUCCCGCCUGGAGAUUGGAAUGAUGGGUUGGUGGCCAGAGACACAAAUAAUGGUCAACCGUUCUUUGCUAGUCGGACUCAGUUCCCUUCCGUUAGCCAUCGGUGGCACGGAAUCUACGUCGAUUACCUGGACAUUGUGGUAGGAGAGAAGCUGAGAACAGGGAUUUACGAAGUCACAUGCUCACGCUUCGACACAGUUGUCGUCGCCAAGUUCGUGCGUUUCGAGUGGGAGAUCCAAUACCUAGAGAACGAGACUGCUGCCUACGAAUGGAUUGAUGGCCGUGGCAUUGGACCACGGUUUUUAGGCCACUUGACGGAAGGAGAUCGGGUGAUUGGAUUCUUAAUGGAACGCUUCACGAAUGCUCGGCACGCCGGUCUAAGUGAGCUUACUGCCUGCCAACAGACGUUGUGCCGACUACACCAGUUGGGUAUCCUGCAUGGUGACAUAAAUCGAUUCAAUUUUCUCAUUCGUGGCUCAAAGGCUGUGCUCAUUGACUUUGACACGGCUCGGAAAUGCGACGACCAGGACGCGCUUCGCAAGGAGCUUGAAACCUUGCCAGCAUAUCUACAGGAUACGUCUAGGAGAGGAGGCGGUGGAAUUCUUUGUGUCGCACCAAAGUAG